UGUCUGUGUGUGUGCUCAUACAGAGUGAAAUGGCAGAAGCCAGUAUUUCAGUGGAUCAGGACCAGCUCAGCUGUUCAGUGUGUCUGGAUCUGAUGAAGGAUCCAGUGACCAUUUCCUGUGGACACACUUUCUGUAUGAGAUGCAUCUCAGGAUGCUGGGACGAGGAGGACUGGAAGAGAAUCUACAGCUGCCCUCAGUGCAGACAGACCUUCAGUCCAAGACCAGAUUUGUGUAAAUAUGUGGCGUUUGCCAAAACUGUGGAGAAACUGAAGAAGACGAGGCUCCAAGCUGCUGGAUCUGGAGAUGUUCAGUGCGACUCCUGCUCUGAAAUUAAACAGAGAGCAGUGAAAUCUUGUCUGGAGUGUCGUAUCUGUUUCUGUCAAAUUAAUCUUGAACAGCACGAGAAUCUCUUCAGAGGUCAAAAACACAAUCUGAUGGACACAACUGAACGCCUGCAGGAGCUGAUCUGGCCUCAACAUGAUGAACUACUGGACAUGUACUGCUGUACUGACCAGAGCUGUAUCUGUAUGAUGUGUUUGGUGGAGGAACACAACAAUCACGUCACUGUAUCAGCUGCAGCGGCGCGGACAGAGAAACAGCGUCAUCUGGAGAAGAAGCAGAGAGAGAUUAUCCAGCAGAAAGAGAAAGAGCUUCAGGAGCUGAGAACGGCUGUGGCGUCUCAUAAGCGCUCUGCACAGACAGCAGUGGAGGACAGUGAGAGGGUCUUCACUCAACUCAUCUGCUCCGUUGAGAAAUGUCACUCUGAGGUGAAGCAGCUGAUCAGAGAUCAGGAAAGAGCUGUAAUGAAUCAAGCUGAAGAGCAGCUGGAGAGACUGAAGGAGAUGAUUGAGCUUUCAGAAACACCGGAUCAUGUUCAUUUCCUCCAGAGUGUGCCAUCUGUCUUUCAGUGUCUUUCUGGAUCUACAGAAGGCUUCACUGUCAGUUCUCAUCAGACUUUUGAUGCUGUAGUGAACUUAGUCUCUCAGCUCAGAGACAACCUGCAGUUCUGCAAAGAAGAGAGCGAAGAGAUAACUAAACCAGAUAAACAGAAUCUUUCUCAUAAAUCAGUUUAGCAGCUUUCAUUAACUAUAAGGUAGUUUAAAGUUGUAGUUUUAUUUGAUUUUCUUUUAAUGUGAGAUUCAGAUGUUUUGGUGUCUGUAGUGAAAAGCUCCCGCUCCUGAAUAUCACACCAGAAAGCGUUCCUACAGUGUAAGUUACUGUGAGUAAUUAACACAUACUGUAUGUGAAAUACUGUCUCAUGGGAGAGUUUGUUUUUCAUGAAUUAAAUAAUAGUUGCAUCUGUAACAAUGAAAAACUGCAUCAGUGAUGUCACUUUACAGUAUUGGAAAAACAAAUUGGGACUUUAAUAAGUUUUGUGCGUACAGAUAUUUUGCAACAGCAUUUUGAAUUCUUGUUGUUGUGAUUCAUCUAUAUUCAUGUCUUGUGCUACAGGAAACAUGCAUCAUAUACAGUAGUUUAGACACAGAUACGGGAGAUAUUUUGAACAGUAUAUGUGCGCAUGUCAUUCAGAUGGAGAAUGCAUUUAUUUUAACAAAUGCUAUUCAUUUUGAUAGAACAUAUGUGGAUUGAAAUGAAAUUUAGGUUUCAUAUUUCACACUUCUAACACACGUAAUCUUAUUUUAACAGUUACAAGUAACUGAAAAAGGUUUAGCCUUUAGCAGACAGAAAACAAUAAAUCAGUGACACGUCACUAUGUUCACAGGAGGUAAAUACUGCUACCUGUUAAAUCAUUAGUUUAUACUUUAUUUUUCACACAGUAUUUAGCAUAGACUUGAAUGA
This is a messenger RNA of Cyprinus carpio (common carp), 1800 nucleotides long. Its product is annotated as E3 ubiquitin/ISG15 ligase TRIM25-like. NCBI's taxonomy places the organism in Eukaryota, Metazoa, Chordata, Actinopteri, Cypriniformes, Cyprinidae. Gene Ontology annotation, molecular function: zinc ion binding. The record is from RefSeq and is a predicted model, not a curated record.